CUCUCGCCGUUCGCUCCGCAGCCGAUACCGCCCGCUCCCCGCUCUCGCUCACCGCUCUCGUCCCCGCCCCCAGCCCGACACCCGCUUCUCGCACCGGGGCAGCGGCGGCGUCUGCCCGCGGCGAGGGGAGGGUGGCAGCGCCUGGCGGGGCUGGGCAGGAGCAGCAGCGGGAGCAAGGGAGAGACGGGGGCUCCUCUCGUCUCCUCGCCGCCGGUGUCGGGAGGCGGCGGCGGCCGGGGGAGUUGAGCCCGGGGGGGCCUGGGCCGCGAGCCCCGGCAGCGGGGCGGCCCCGCCCCGAGGCAGGACGAUGCCGGUGAAGAAGAAGAGGAAGUCCUCGGGGGCGGCGGCGGCGGACGACACCGGCCUCAAGAAGUGUAAACUCGGCAGAUCACAGGCGUCUGGUAAAGUAAUAAGUGGAGAGGAACAUUUUUCAAGCAAAAAGUGCCUGGCUUGGUUUUAUGAAUAUGCAGGUCCUGAUGAAGUUGUGGGUCCCGAAGGAAUGGAAAAGUUCUGUGAAGACAUCGGUGUUGAGCCUGAAAAUAUUAUUAUGUUAGUUUUAGCCUGGAAACUAGAGGCUGAAAGCAUGGGAUUUUUUACCAAGGAAGAAUGGUUAAAAGGAAUGACCUCAUUACAGUGUGACUGCACAGAAAAAUUACAGAGUAAAUUUGAUUUCUUGAGGUCACAGUUGAAUGACAUUUCAUCCUUUAAGAAUAUCUACAGAUAUGCCUUUGAUUUUGCAAGGGAAAAAGACCAGCGAAGUCUUGAUAUUGAUACUGCAAAGUCCAUGUUAGCUCUUCUGCUCGGAAGAACUUGGCCACUGUUUUCAGUAUUUUAUCAAUACCUGGAGCAAUCGAAGUAUAGAGUUAUGAACAAGGAUCAGUGGUACAAUGUACUAGAGUUCAGCAGAACUGUCCAUGCAGAUCUUAGCAACUAUGAUGAAGAUGGUGCAUGGCCUGUGCUUCUGGAUGAAUUUGUUGAAUGGCAAAAAGUUCGUCAAGCGUCAUAGCAAGAAUUCAAAAGAAAAUGCAAAGGUUUUUUUGGUGCCCGCCUGUACACAAAGUAAUGAGAAAAAGGAUUGCAUUUUCAUUCGUAAGAAAGACUUUACAGUAAUUUUUUUCCUUUUUUAAGGAAUCUUUCUUGUUACAUGUGAUAUGGGCAUUGAACCACACCUCUUCUGAGACUGAAAGUUGGAGUUCUUGUUUUGAGUCUUAUGUUUAUAGCAUUUAUUUCAGAACAAUAAAGAUUCAGAUUUGUGACAAAGGCCUAAAAGUGAAGAAUGUCCCUUGAAUGUGAGCGUGGUGUCUAUUUUUGAAACCAAAUCUAUAAGAAUAUCUUUCUCAGAAGUGCCCUUUCUGUGAAUUUUUGAAGACCUUAAAAAUGCUUAAUUGGCACUGUUGCUUGCUGAUGGUAUGAUUGUCUUGUGUGGCAUACGUUAGAAAGAAUGACUGAUUUAUGAAGUCCUGACUGGGAGUGUGCUAUUUUCUGUAUCAAGUAUUGGUCAUGGGUUGUGCCACAGUUUUCAGCUCCUUGUGGAGAUAAAGGCCUUAAACUCCUA
Molecule: messenger RNA, 1555 nt
Organism: Myiozetetes cayanensis
Lineage: Eukaryota; Metazoa; Chordata; Aves; Passeriformes; Tyrannidae
Gene: DCUN1D5
Product: defective in cullin neddylation 1 domain containing 5
Exons: 8
Coding region: 308-1006 (232 amino acids)
Biological process (GO): positive regulation of ubiquitin-protein transferase activity; protein neddylation
Cellular component (GO): ubiquitin ligase complex
Molecular function (GO): cullin family protein binding; ubiquitin conjugating enzyme binding; ubiquitin-like protein binding
Source: RefSeq, a predicted model, not a curated record